AUGGCUUCGACUACCACAACAUUUCCCAACACUCUUGAGGGUGUCAAGGCUUUCUGCAAGGGUCGCAAAGCUCUUGACCUCGUCCGCAGCUUUAGCACUACUCCAAUCCCAGGCGCACCGGCAAAGUGGGACGAUACGCUGGGAGUUUGUCUAGACCUCGAAUGGUACAACCAACCUCCCGACAAGCCAAUGGAGAUAAUCAACGAGGGCGGUCUCGUCGUCUUCCCGAUGAAGAAGCUUCGUAGCUGCAAGAACCCAAGCGAUUUCGAGGAUCUCAUUCGAAACUUCGCGGUACAUCACCUACGCAUCGUGGAGACGUGUCACAUGCGGAACAAGGGGAAAGACAAGUUUGGUAUUCCUUUCGGUGAUACUGAGCUGAACCCAAGGUUUUGUCAAACGCGUUUCGUCACGAAAUCUGAGGCCCAAGCAGUCCUGAUCCAGUUCCUCGACAACCAGCGCUGCGAUGAUGGAUCCAAGCGGCCAGUGAUCUUCUUUGGUCAAGGCCUGAACAAUGAUGAGCGCCAGCUGAAGGAGCAAUGGAACCUUAACACGGCUAAGCUUGACAGCAUUGUUCUUACGAUCCGAUCGCUUGGAGCACUAGCGAGCCACGCCGGUAUCGUCGCUGUCCCAGACAAAGAACGCGGUGAGAGCUUGCCGAGGUUCGUCGAGCUUCUUCGUGGGUUCCAAAUCGAUACAAGCAACAUAUGGCUACACAACAGCUCAAACGAUGCGGUGUAUGAGACGACACUGUUCUUUCUCGUUGUCCUUUUCCCAGUAUUGUAUCCGGGCACGCCUUGCAAUCAGUUCCCACCGGACUGCACCAUAGCCAGCCGUUCCAUCAAUGACAUAUGGACCGGUCUUGCUGAGGAGAAGAAAGUCAUCCCACCGCAAACGUGGGGCACUGCUCAGUUCUGCUGGUACUGCGACAAGGCAGACGUGCAUGACGCCGACGCGUGCCCUGUAAAGGAGACGAUCGAGUGCGACAUUUGCGCGAAAGCUCCUGGUCCUGAGAACAAGCGCUUCCGCAGCAAGCAAUAUCGCUUUGGCCAUCAGACUAGUCGGUGUACCCAUCAGUUCAGGCACUACAUCCCACCCCUGCCUGCAUUUAUUACCGACAACCUCGACCACGAAGAGCAGCGUGCUGUCUCGCGAGCCAAGGCUAGUGACGAUGUUGCGGUCGGUGGGCGGAUUCUGUUCGACAAGCUUCUGGCACCUGGGUACCCAGGCAAGAUUGGCGAUCGUGAGUUGGAUGCCGAGGACGAGCGUCGCGCUGAGGAGGACAAGAUGCUGUGGAGCUUGAGCGAUCCUGAAGACGAAGAAUUCGCUCUAGAUGACGAGUAG
Messenger RNA from Alternaria infectoria, 1341 nucleotides. RefSeq lists its product as uncharacterized. The transcript has a single exon. The record is from RefSeq and is a predicted model, not a curated record. NCBI's taxonomy places the organism in Eukaryota, Fungi, Ascomycota, Dothideomycetes, Pleosporales, Pleosporaceae. Gene Ontology annotation, cellular component: nucleus. The coding region runs from base 1 to 1341 and encodes 446 amino acids.